Cherax quadricarinatus is the source of this 1196-nucleotide messenger RNA. The record is from RefSeq and is a predicted model, not a curated record. Lineage: Eukaryota; Metazoa; Arthropoda; Malacostraca; Decapoda; Parastacidae.
AUGGUGUCGGGGAGGGUCACGGUGUCGGGGUCCGGUCGGGAGGGUCACGGUGUCGGGGAGGGUCACGGUGUCGGGGAGGGUCACGGUGUCGGGGAGGGUCACGGUGUCGGGGAGGGUCACGGUGUCGGGGAGGGUCACGGUGUCGGGGAGGGGUCACGGUGUCGGGAGGGUCACGGUGUCGGGGAGGGUCACGGUGUCGGGGAGGGUCACGGUGUCGGGGAGGGUCACGGUGUCGGGGAGGGUCACGGUGUCGGGGAGGGUCACGGUGUCAGGGAGGGUCACGGUGUCAGGGAGGGUCACGGUGUCAGGGAGGGUCACGGUGUCAGGGAGGGUCACGGUGUCAGGGAGGGUCACGGUGUCAGGGAGGGUCACGGUGUCGGGGAGGGUCACGGUGUCGGGGAGGGUCACGGUGUCGGGGAGGGUCACGGUGUCGGGGAGGGUCACGGUGUCGGGGAGGGUCACGGUGUCAGGGAGGGUCACGGUGUCAGGGAGGGUCACGGUGUCGGGGAGGGUCACGGUGUCGGGGAGGGUCACGGUGUCGGGGAGGGUCACGGUGUCAGGGAGGGUCACGGUGUCAGGGAGGGUCACGGUGUCAGGGAGGGUCACGGUGUCAGGGAGGGUCACGGUGUCGGGGAGGGUCACGGUGUCAGGGAGGGUCUCGGUGUCAGGGAGGGUCACGGUGUUGGGGAAGAGUUUGCUGUUAUAGAAAUACAUGGUUUUCUGGAAGUGGAAGGGUGUUGUACUGGGGCAGGGACUGGUACUGGGGCAGGGUUUGGUACUGGGGAAGGGUUUGGUACUGGGAAAGGGAUUGGUACUAGGGAAGGGUUUGGUACUGGGGAAGGGAUUGGUGUUGGGGAAGGGAUUGGUGUUGGGGAAGAGUUUGCUGUUAUAGAAAUACAUGGUUUUCUGGAAGUGGAAGGGUGUUUUAUUGGGGUAGGGACUGGUACUGGGGCAGGGUUUGGUACUGGGGCAGGGUUUGGUACUGGGGCAGGGUUUGGUACUGGGGAAGGGUUUGGUACUGGGAAGGGUUUGGUACUGGGGAAGGGUUUGGUACUGGGGAAGGGUUUGGUACUGGGGAAGGGAUUGGUACUAGGGAAGGGUUUGGUACUGGGGAAGGGAUUGGUGUUGGGGAAGGGAUUGGUGUUGGGGAAGGGAUUGGUGUUGGGGAAGAGUUUGCUGUUGUAGAAGUACAUGGU